AAAAUGAAGCUGUUGUUCGUCUUUGUAAUUUUUGGCUGCCAGAUUUAUGUGGAGGGAAGUUGCAAUGUCCAUAGUGGCGAGGAACACUACUCCUGUACGAAGUAUUCUAGUGUCAAGUAUUCCUACACAGUUCCCUGUGGGUUUUGGCACUGGCUAAGAUGUUUCAGAACAAAAUACAGCAGCACAGCGCACCAGAGCUUGUGUUCAAGAAAGUGUACAGUCGAUGGUGACUGGUCUACAUGGCAGGCUUGGGGUAGCUGGGGGUCUUGUGACCAGACGUGUGGAGAUGCAAUAAGAAUACGAUAUAGUGUGCGAAACUGUAACAACCCAGCCCCUAAAAAUGGUGGUAAAGGUUGUCUGGGGAAAAAUACAAGAAAAGACACGGAAAUCUGCAAAUUGAAGGAGUGUCCAGUGAACGGUGGAUGGAGCAGCUACGGUUCUUGGAGUAAACCUGAGUGUCCAGUUACUUGCGGGGGUGGUCACAAAACCCAAUACAGAUACAGAGCAUGUAACAAUCCCAUACCAAAAUAUGGCGGACGAAAUUGUUCCGGGACUUCUGUGUUAACGCAUACAACGCCGUGCAAUACAAAUCCGUGUGAAGUUUCAUCCAUUGGAAAUGAGACUGUUUCUUCCACAAACGAGACGGAAAACGAAAGUUCUUCUUCAAAAGAAAAUGGGUUUAACAUUUCUUCUGAUACUGGAAAUGACACAGUCUCUAACAUUACAAAUCAAACGUCUGGUGGUUCCCUUUCCAAUCAAGUCACCAUUAAUGCAAUCACAGGAACGCCUGAUGAUAGGGGACCAACCACACCAAGGGCGGAGACGAGCAGCAAGAACGAGAACCAGACAGAAGAAUAGAUCAUAUGCAUGGAAAUAUGUCCAGAAUUGAUC
Molecule: messenger RNA, 891 nt
Organism: Saccostrea cuccullata (small rock oyster)
Lineage: Eukaryota; Metazoa; Mollusca; Bivalvia; Ostreida; Ostreidae
Product: coadhesin-like
Exons: 6
Coding region: 4-858 (284 amino acids)
Source: RefSeq, a predicted model, not a curated record